Messenger RNA from Thalassophryne amazonica, 5823 nucleotides. It is a transcript of the gene kcnd3, whose product is annotated as potassium voltage-gated channel, Shal-related subfamily, member 3. Gene Ontology annotation, cellular component: voltage-gated potassium channel complex; neuronal cell body; membrane. Gene Ontology annotation, molecular function: A-type (transient outward) potassium channel activity; protein binding. Gene Ontology annotation, biological process: protein homooligomerization; potassium ion export across plasma membrane. The record is from RefSeq and is a predicted model, not a curated record. NCBI's taxonomy places the organism in Eukaryota, Metazoa, Chordata, Actinopteri, Batrachoidiformes, Batrachoididae. The coding region runs from base 386 to 2317 and encodes 643 amino acids. The transcript is spliced from 8 exons.
AUAGAGAGCGCUCCUCCUCCGUCUCUUCACCUCCCUCCAGCUAAAAAGGUGGACGGUGAAGGAGGCGAUGUGCUCGGCGGCGGAGUCCUCCUCCUCUCCUCAUUCUUCGCACGAUGGAGCCUCGGUUACAGCGGCUGAGCUCUUCCGCCUUCACUCCCACGCCUCCGCUUUUCUUAAGUAAAUAACUCAUUUCUUUACAUGUUUUUCGUCUUUCCUUCUCUCUCCACAGACGCGUUUGGCAAGAAAACUGCCGAAGAAGAAGAAUUAAGCAGCUUGUGUUUGUUUGGAUGGAGGAGUUGGAAUCGGUGAGAGUGCAUGAGCUGAAGUCAAGCUGGUUGUGAAGGUGCUGGACUUGUCCCCCCCUGCACCCCAGGCUGGACACAACAUGGCGGCGGGAGUAGCGGCAUGGCUUCCCUUUGCCCGGGCAGCAGCCAUUGGCUGGAUGCCCGUGGCCAAUUUGCCCAUGCCAGUGGCGCCCACUGAGAAGAACAAGCGGCAGGAUGAGCUCAUUGUUCUUAAUGUGAGUGGACGGCGCUUCCAGACCUGGAGGAACACUCUGGACCGUUAUCCAGACACCCUACUUGGGAGCUCAGAGAAGGAGUUCUUCUACAAUGAGGAGACCAAAGAAUACUUCUUUGACCGUGACCCUGAUGUGUUCCGUAGCGUGCUUAACUUCUACCGCACAGGCAAGCUCCACUACCCACGUUAUGAAUGCAUCUCCUCCUAUGAUGAGGAGCUGGCGUUCUUUGGCAUUGUCCCGGAGAUCAUCGGUGACUGCUGCUAUGAAGAGUACAAAGACAGGAGGAGGGAGAAUGCAGAGCGUCUGAUGGAUGAUCAGGAGGACAACAAGGACAGCAAGCUGCCAAACAUGACCUUCAGGGAGACCAUGUGGAGGGCUUUUGAGAACCCCCACACUUCCACCAUGGCUCUUGUCUUCUACUACGUCACUGGCUUCUUCAUCGCCAUAUCUGUCAUCACCAACGUGGUGGAGACAGUGCCCUGUGGCUCUUCCCCCAAUCAGAAGGAAGUGCCAUGUGGCGAACGCUACACUGUGGCCUUUUUCUGUAUGGACACAGCCUGCGUCAUGAUCUUCACAGUGGAGUACAUGAUGCGUUUGUUUGCGGCACCCAACCGCUAUCGUUUCAUGAGAUCUGUCAUGAGCAUCAUUGAUGUGGUGGCCAUAUUACCCUACUACAUCGGCCUGGUGAUGACUGACAAUGAGGACGUGAGCGGCGCUUUUGUGACGCUGCGUGUUUUCCGUGUGUUCCGUAUCUUUAAGUUCUCCCGUCACUCACAAGGCCUGCGUAUUCUGGGCUACACGCUGAAGAGCUGUGCCUCGGAGCUGGGCUUCCUGCUCUUUUCCCUCACUAUGGCCAUAAUUAUCUUUGCUACCGUCAUGUUCUACGCAGAGAAGGGUUCAACCUCCAGCAAAUUCACCAGCAUCCCGGCCUCCUUCUGGUACACCAUCGUUACUAUGACAACGCUUGGGUAUGGAGACAUGGUUCCGAAGACAAUUGCGGGGAAGAUCUUUGGUUCAAUCUGCUCCCUGAGUGGGGUUCUGGUAAUCGCCCUCCCUGUCCCUGUCAUUGUGUCCAACUUUAGUCGCAUCUAUCAUCAGAACCAGAGAGCAGACAAACGGCGGGCACAGAAAAUGCAGAAAGCCCGCUUGGCCAGGAUACGAAUAUCGAAGACGGGCAGCUCCAGUGCCUUCCUCCACAGCAAGCGCAACGGCCUGUUCAACGAAGUGCUGGAGCUCACGCAACUUCCAUACAAGAUGAACCUUUCAUAUCAGAGUUCUGAAGAGGAGCAGCAGUUAAGUAAGUCCACGUCGCUGUUAGAGAGCCAGCACCACCACCUGCUGCACUGUUUGGAGAAAACCACCAACCAUGAGUUUGUGGAUGAGCACUAUUACCAACAAAGCUACCUGGAGGCGGGGCUACAGAAUUACACAUCUCGUAGCCCCUCCCUCUCCAGCCAAGAUGGCUUAACGGGCACAUGCUGCACUCGGCGAAGCAAGAAGCGACACGCCCCUUUACCCAACUCCAGUGCCACAGCACACAUGCAUCCUUUGGCACGCCCACACACACACCAACAAGGCUUACAGGAGCUCAGCACCAUCCACAUUCAGCACCUGAGCACCAGCCGCUCCAGUCUCAACAUGCGCAUGGACGAGCCGGCUCCUCUCAACUGCCAGAGCAGCCAGAUCACCACAGCAAUCAUCAGCAUCCCAACACCGCCGGUGACGACCCCCGAGGGCGACGCCCAUCUGCCCGCAGGCCUCGCACACCAAAACGUCGUCAAGGUGUCUGCACUGUGAAGACUGGAGUGCAGGCGUGUUGCACAGACAGACAGAUUUAAGACUCAGUAAGACAGACUGAGGGACGGAGGAGGACUGGGAAUCACGAGAAGGUGGUCAGAGUCCUCGUCUGGCUGUGGUGAAGCCUGACCUCUGCUGGUCAUGUACUGUAGUGACUUGGACUCCUGACUCAGUUGGAGGAUGGAUUUUAGAUCCAUUGUGUUGGUGUUAGCCGCUUGUGUGUGUGUUUGUGUGUGUGUGUGUGUGAGAGAGAGAGAGAGAGAGAGAGAGAGAGAGAGAGAGUGAGUAAAACGUGCCUGGAGAGUGGGUUAGAAUCAGGUGUGUUGUAGAGUGCCUCCAAAGUGUCGGACGAGUUCCCAGAAUAAGUGUCACUGUGCACAAAAGCACCUUUUUAUGAUUUUGGCUUCAGUUUGACCCUCGUGGAUUUUUGAACAGGAGCUGUGAACUGAAGACUGACAGAAAUCAAAUGGGAGGGCAACAAAAAAAUAAUAAAAUUCAACAUGAUCCCAAAACAUUUCCCACGGACUCAUCAUGCCCAUCGUCACUUUUGGUUCCGCCGCUUGAAACACGCCACCAGAUCCCAGAUCCCCUUUGUGAAAUCCAAUAGGUGUGUUUGUGGUGGAAGUUAAUCUGAAUGGGAGUAUCUGAUUUUUUAUUUAAUUUUAUUUUAUUUUUCUAGCUAAAGGAAUUGUGGUGUGGUUAUAGGAUACUGUGCCUGUUUCUGUGUGUUUUUGUCCAUUGAUUGAAAACUUGAGUUUCAGUUCUUCUGGAAGUCUCUUAGGCUCAUUAUGAGGUAUAUUUGACUAUCUGCCACUAUGAAGGGUUCCCUGUACACAUUUCUGUCCAAAAUUCUCAGUUGCAAGCCUUUUUACAUGACAUGUGCCUGUUUAACCGGCGUGGAGGGAAAGAAAUUGCUUUUGUUUUCUGUUCCUAGGUUUUCUGCCUGCUCUCUUCCUUUUGGCGCUUAGAGCCUGCAGACGUGAAAGAAACUGACUUUGACCUCUUGUGUUUGUAAAAUUAUGAGGUCAUCGGACAGAGAUGUUUGGUGACGCCAAUAGUCUUGUGGGUCCUGGGGCUUCCGGUCUUACUGUGUGGCUGUGAGGCUUGGAUGCGACCUAAUGUGAUGACUAGAUGUCUUUGGUCUUUAGGUGUCUCCGGAGGAUCUUUGAGUACCGCUGGAAUGGCUUUGUGUUAAAUGAGCGGUUACUUAGGGAGAUUCAGAUGAGAAGUAUUACUUACAUUGUGAGGGAGCGCCACCUUUGGUCAUGCAGCCUGUUUCUUUGAGCGCAGUCCAGCGUGUUGAGGACUGCAGUGACUGGAGAAGGCCAAGGUCACCCCCACGCUCCACCUGGCUGCAGCAUAUAGAUAGUUCCUUUAUAGAUGCACUGGUUGUCUGCCUGGGUAGUUGCCAUUCAGGACUCAAGGUGAUUCUCUAAGGUGAUGGAUGAGGCAACAUGAGGUAGCAGUGCAUGCUUCCAGACCUGACCUGAACUCAGAACACCACAUUUAAUUAAAAGCACAAGGCAUUCACUGAGAAUUUCUGACACAAAUUUGACGUUAGCCCGGAUUCUUUGUGUAUAUUGUUAAUAGGAUAUUUUGUAAUAUUUGGCUAUCAUUUGGCAGAACCAGUAACGCUGUCCUCUCGUUCUCGCCCUCUCGCUUCCUCCCUCAUGCUCUUCUCUCUCGUCGUCGUCCCGUUGCAUCCCGACCUUCUGUGUGAACAGUAUGCUUUCGGUAAUCUUUAUAGCUGUCGAGCAUUUUCUUCUUCUCCAAACUCGGCGGCCUUUUUCCAAAGUUGUUGCGUAUGUGUACUCUUUGUGCUUAGGAAACUUGGUGUUUGUAAUUCUUUGUCUUUCUCUGUGUUUCAAAGGAUCUAAUUUCUUUUCAUUUGAAGCAGGCAGGGAAGCCUGUUGGACAAGAGGCCGCACUAUCUACUCCGAACUAUCCGCAAAUCUCCAAUCUGUCUGUUCUCUCAACUCACAGCCUGGUGGUGUAACUUUAGCAUUUGCUGUCAUCGGAGUUGACCUUUGUACCCCUGAACGCUGACCUUUCAGCUCUGCUAACCUCACAGUAUGUCUGUUUCAUCUUGAAUGUCAUUCCAAAUCCAACAGCUACACAGACGGGACUUUGGAAUAUCUCAUGAUGCCAGUUAAACAACAGCUGAUUAGGAACAUGCAGAUGGAACCUAAACAUCAGCACAUCGUCUUUUUCAGCCAACGGCAUUCAGUCACAAGCAGUACUGCAGUUUCUGUAGUAAAUAUUCUGCUGAUGUAAUCAAACUGCUCAAUUAGAAACUGAGAAAAACGUAUCAAAGACUCUGUUAGUCUCCUCUGUUGUGUAUUAGUUCUCUCUGAUCCUACGGUAAAGUACCAGCCCAAAGAACAUCAAAAACCUAGACUUGGAGCAGGAUGUAUUUUACCUCUGUUUUCCUAGUAGUGGCCUAGUACUAUUGCUGGUUAUCUUAGUACUGUACAUGGUGACAAAAGCCUAGAUCCAGUGUUAGUGUUUAGUUUAGCUGUGUGCUAAUUUAACUGGACUAGGAAAAAAAAAUACAGGCAUAAAUUCUAAGUGUCAUUUUAAAAAUGAGGUUAAAUACGUUUAAUUAUGGUUUAAUCAUCACAGCAUCAAGUCGGUCUUUUAGACUUAAACUACAACAACGGUGGUAACAUGGGUAACAGAAGUCCAGUUUGUGUUUUGUCUUGCUAAGACGUUGAUAAAAUGGCAUUUGUCCCCUGCGUGCCUGUUUCAAGACAGAGCCCAGUUUCCCAAAGCAUCUUAAAGCAGCACUUCACAAUUAUUCAAGCACAAAAUAGCACCCCCACCCCAUCCAAAAAAAGCUACCGUGUUGGAUUUAGUGGUGUUUAUUAGCAAAUAUAGAAUACAGCAUUCAUAACCAUCUGUUCAUUAGUAUAUAAUUACCACCAACAUUGAAUCAUUGGGUUUUUGAUUAGCUUACACUGAACCCUUCACAUCACCAUAACGUGACAUUAAAUCAUACACACUGUAGCUUUAAAUCAUCGUUUUUAACAUUCAUGGCAGCAGUCACCAUUUCCAAAGUAAAACAAAUCCACUAGGCUAAAAACAGACUUGCGGGGAUGUUUUGCUUCAACAAUCAUAAAGACGUCCCUUUAAGGCCAAGGCUGUUGGUUUGGAACCAUUUUAGCUUUAAGGUGCUUUUGGGAAACUGUUAUUUAGUGUCAGCUGCACUUUGAAUGACAGUUUGAAUUUGUAUUAUAAGCAUCUUUUUGCUCAACAUGUCAAACAAUUGCAUUUUUCUUUACCAACAAAAACAGAUCUGUGAUUGUGUUUGUCUCUGUUCUGUACUCUUUAGCUCGUCUUUUUCUCUCGGUCAGUUUUUCUCUCACUCUUUGCUUUACCCUCCUAUGCCACACGUCAUUGAGACUACUGCUGUGUGUAUCUUGUCAGGUGUUGGAUAUUAUUUAUGACUUUGUCUGGUGUCCCGACUGUGAAACGCCUGAUAAAACAUCUGUAUCUGCCACAAAUAA